CCUGUCGUCCAAACAUAAUCCCUUCUCUUCGCCUUUUUCUCUUCAAAGGGGUCCGACCAUUUUUUUUAAUCUUCGUUUCUGGGUUUUUGCAGCUCUGUAAUUUUGUCUCCAAAUACAAACACUCCACUCAUGUUCAUUGUUCUUCAUCAAUUGGGUUUUGACCACAAUCACAAAACGCCAAUUUGAGACAGACAAAAGAAAAAGGGAAGAACAGCCGCAGGGAUUGUUGAUUGUUUUUUGUUUUUGUUCAAUGAUCCCUAAACCUUGUUUCAUCUUCUGGGAUUUUGCCCUCUUUUGAUUUUCCAUGUCGGAACCCAUUUCUUGUUCUUCUCUGUUUUGAUUUCCGUUUCCGACCGCCAAAUCACUCAGGAUUCGUCGAGAUUUUCGAGGUCGGGAUCGAUCGAGUAGUAAUGGGGAGGACUGAUGAUAAUGUUGCUCUUAUUGGGGAUUGGGUGCCUCCAAGUCCCAGCCCAAGAACCUUCUUCUCAGCAAUGCAAAUGCUAGAGGAGGAUGUUGUUGGUUCUAGACCUACAAUGGACACUACCAGCACUGAUAAACCCGAAAAGAUCUUUCUCGGGUCUCGAGAACACACGGUGUCUGAAAACGCCAUUGCAAGAGGCGGGAUCCCGGGUGUCAACUCUGGCGAUCGGUCGAUGGAGUUCGGUACGGUAUCAGAGCAGAAAUUCCGUGGUGGACUUGUGGAAAGGAUUGCAGCAAGAGCUGGAUUUAAUGCUCCAAGAUUGAAUACAGAGAACAUUAGAUCAACAGAGGAAGUGAAGUCUCCUUACUUGACAAUACCGCCUGGUUUGAGUCCAACUACAUUGCUUGAUUCUCCAGUUUUUCUUUCAAAUUCAUUGGCUCAGCAAUCUCCCACAACUGGGAAGUUCCCGUUUGUAGCGAACGUUAGUUAUCGAAGCUCGACGAUGAUGUUGGAGGCGAACAAUCGAGGCAACGACAAUCCGUUUGAUGAUAACAGUUCAUCGUUUGCUUUCAGACCGAGGUUGGAAUCAGGAUCAUCAUUUUUUCAUGGUGCAGCAAGCAAAGUAAUUUCACUUCCACAAUCUUGUCCAAGAAGCGUAGACCCGGGUCUACGCUCAGAAAAUUCUUAUCAACCCGAAAAUAGAAUCAAUCAUCAUCCUCAAAUGGGGCUCUCUACGUCGUGCACGGAGAGGGACGAUGUGGGUAAGAACGUGUUGGAUGAUCAAAGACCCUAUGAUUCUCUGUGUGGUGGUGGUGGUGGUGAACAUUCGUCACCGCUCGAUGAGCAACCGGAUGAAGGGGAGCAACGAGGCACUGUGGAUUCGAUGGCCAGUGGUGGUUGCGGUGCGCCCUCGGAGGAUGGAUAUAACUGGAGAAAAUAUGGACAAAAACAGGUUAAAGGAAGCGAGUAUCCUCGGAGUUAUUACAAGUGCACACAUCCGAACUGUCAGGUCAAGAAGAAGGUCGAGCGAUCUCAUGAAGGCCAUAUAACAGAGAUCAUCUACAAGGGAACACAUAACCACGUAAAACCCUCACCGAAUCGACGAGCAUCAGAUUCCCAUAUCAAUAUGCAACUAGACAUCCCUGUACAAGCAGGCCAACAGAAUGCUGAAGUUCCCCUGUGGGAAGAUUCACAAAAAGGGACUCCUGAUUGGAUGCAUAGCAACCUUGAGGUGAGUUCUUCAGCAUCCUUGGGUCCUGAAUAUGGCAAUCAUAUUGAAACAGUUGAGGCCAUUGAUGCCUCAUCCACAUUCUCUAAUGAUGAAGAUGAAGAUGAUAGAGGAACACAUGGAAGUAUAACAAUGGGAUAUGAGGGGGAAGGAGAUGAAUCCGAGUCGAAGAAGAGGAAACUCGACGCCUAUGUAACGGAAAUGAGUGGGGCUACUAGAGCUAUCCGUGAGCCUAGAGUUGUUGUUCAGACUACUAGUGAAGUAGAUAUUCUCGACGAUGGCUAUCGUUGGCGUAAAUACGGACAGAAGGUGGUGAAGGGAAAUCCGAAUCCUAGGAGUUACUACAAGUGCACGAAUCCUGGCUGCACGGUGAGGAAGCAUGUCGAGCGAGCGUCGCAUGACCUGAAGUCAGUGAUAACCACAUAUGAAGGAAAGCACAAUCACGAUGUUCCUGCUGCUCGAAACAGCAGCCACAUCGGUUCAUGCACAUCCAGUCCAGUAACGGGUCAAACCUCGACCGCUACUCAUCAUGCUCACAGGCCAGGGCCACCGCAGCCUCAAAACAACAUGCCAAGAUUCGAAAGGCCAGCCUUCGGCCUUGCUGGAAGACAACCGAUGGGCACUGCCCAUGCCCAUGGCUUUGGUUUUGGUAUGAACCAACCUGGACUGAGAAAUCUAAACCUGACCAUGACCAUGGCAUCAGCUGGUCAAGCCAAGCUUCCUGUUCUACCAAUGCAUCCAUACUUAGCACAAGCACACAAUGUUCAUGAAAUGGGUUUGUUGUUGCCUAAAGGUGAGCCCAAUCUAGAAUCUACAUCUGAUCUUGGCUUGAACUUUUCCAAUGGUUCAACGGUGUAUCAGCAAAUUAUGAGUAGGCUUCCACUUGGGCCUGAGAUGUGAGUUCUUAUUUUACCUUUUGUUCCCAAUCUUUGUUCUCUAGGAAACUAAAAGCUCUUACUGGUACACGUAGUUAUCAUAAUAUGAAUACACAUAUAUGACGAUCGAUGAGUCGAUGAGCAACAUAA
This is a messenger RNA of Cucurbita moschata (crookneck pumpkin), 2674 nucleotides long. RefSeq names its product probable WRKY transcription factor 2. The record is from RefSeq and is a predicted model, not a curated record. Gene Ontology annotation, molecular function: DNA-binding transcription factor activity; sequence-specific DNA binding. The transcript has 5 exons. Bases 411 to 2549 code for a protein of 712 amino acids. Lineage: Eukaryota; Viridiplantae; Streptophyta; Magnoliopsida; Cucurbitales; Cucurbitaceae. Gene Ontology annotation, biological process: regulation of DNA-templated transcription.